Messenger RNA from Spodoptera littoralis (African cotton leafworm), 474 nucleotides. NCBI's taxonomy places the organism in Eukaryota, Metazoa, Arthropoda, Insecta, Lepidoptera, Noctuidae. The record is from the annotation of a GenBank genome assembly.
AUGACGGAGGUUUUACCAGUGGAAGAAAACAGAGAAGAUCGUGUGGCAUCUAUUCUACAGGGCUUUCAAGUAAAUUGGAUGAAUUUGCGAGAUGCUGAUACUGGCAAGAUCCUUUGGCAGAAUAGCGAAGACAUGUCAAACCCUGACAUUGAGCACGAGGCUCGCGUGCCCAAGCGCAUCCUGAAGUGUCGCGUCGUGUCUCGGGAAAUGAACUUUAGCUCCAUCGAAUCUAUGGACCGGUUCCGUUUAGAACAGAAAGUCCUAUUCAAAGGGCGAUGCUUGGAGGAAUGGUUCUUCGAGUUUGGCUUCGUGAUCCGCAAUUCUACAAACACAUGGCAGUCGGUUAUCGAGUCCGCUCCUGAAUCUCAGAUGAUGCCAGCUAAUGUUCUCAAUGGUAAUGUCGUCAUUGAAACAAAGUUUUUUGAUGGAGAUCUGCUGAUCACAACGUCGCGCGUCCGGCUCUUCUACGUGUAA